AUGGGAUUGAGUUCUCUGUUUGCAGAGUCCCACAGCCUCGGUUACGCUGACCUCUUGGUUUUCGUAGCUCCGCUUUGGAUUGCUGUGGCUGUCGGGGUUUUGGUGGGUUGGGUAUGGAGGCCCAAGUGGGCGUACCUCACCGGAGAUGAUGAUGAUGAUAAACUCUCUUCUUCUCCGAAAUUCUCCACCUUUCUCAACAACCUCCUAGAGCUUCCCACUACCAUCCUCAGAAGCAAUUCCCACUCUCUUCCCAGCCCUUGUCCCGAGACCGAGAAAGUGAAAUCUGGGUUUGUAACGGACGAUGAUUUUAGGCAUCUAUGGAAGCUGGUUGAGGUCAAAGAUGGCGGUCCUGCUUGGAUUCAAAUGAUGGACCGCUCAACUCGCACCUUCUCAUAUCAAGCUUGGAGGCGAGAUCCUGAGAACGGGCCUCCCCAGUACCGUAGCAGAACAGUGUUUGAGGAUACGACUCCGGAGAUGGUGAGGGACUUCUUCUGGGAUGACGAGUUCCGUUCCAAGUGGGAUGAUAUGCUUUUGUACUCUUCUACCCUCGAGGCUUGCAAGGACACUGGCACUAUGGUUGUCCAAUGGGUGCGCAAGUUCCCCUUCUUCUGUAGCGACAGAGAGUAUAUUAUAGGGCGUCGAAUUUGGGAUGCGGGCCGAGUGUAUUACUGCGUUACAAAGGGAGUACAAUACCCUAGUGUACCAAGGCAAAGCAAGCCACGGCGUGUCGACUUAUACUAUUCAAGCUGGUGCAUUCGUGCAGUUGAAUCGAGAAGAGGGGAUGGUGAGAUGACAUCAUGCGAGGUCAUGUUGUUUCACCACGAAGAUAUGGGGAUACCUUGGGAAAUUGCGAAGCUCGGGGUGAGACAGGGGAUGUGGGGUGCGGUGAAGAAGAUAGAGCCUGGGCUACGUGCGUACCACAAGGCCAGAGCAGCAGGAGCAGGCUUAUCACCGAGCGCAGAAAUGGCUCAGAUCAACACCAAAGUGAGUGCGGAGAGGUUCAUGAACGAGAGGGAUCCGACGGAAGAAGAGGUUACAGGAGGAGAGAAGCCGACGGGGAAAAACAUACCCAAGAUACUAGUGGUUGGAGGUGCGAUCGCGCUUGCCUGUACACUGGACAAAGGCCUGUUGACUAAGGCGGUGAUAUUCGGAGUAGCCAGAAGGCUGCAGAGUCAAAACUCGUUGAAAUUAAAGAGAGGAAGGAGCGAUCAAGUAAAGCAGCUACCUUGUCGACGCCAGUUGAAGCUGGCGUGGCUCUCCACACUGAGCUUGGCUGUUUGUAAGGCUAUUCAUCUGUUGGAAAUGCUCUCUUUGUAG
Molecule: messenger RNA, 1317 nt
Organism: Microthlaspi erraticum
Lineage: Eukaryota; Viridiplantae; Streptophyta; Magnoliopsida; Brassicales; Brassicaceae
Source: the annotation of a GenBank genome assembly